Phyllotreta striolata is the source of this 3546-nucleotide messenger RNA. Lineage: Eukaryota; Metazoa; Arthropoda; Insecta; Coleoptera; Chrysomelidae. The record is from the annotation of a GenBank genome assembly.
AUGAAGAAGGAACGCGAAAGAACGGGAGACACUUGUAGACCUUUUAAAUUAGCCCAUCAAAUUGUAAGUUUAACCGGCAUCAGUUUCGAACGAAAAAGUAUAAUCGGAUUCGUCGAAUUAACUGUUGUUCCUCUACGAGAUAACUUACGGAUAUUAAAGUUAAAUGCGAAACAAUGCAGGAUAUAUCGAGCUACACUAAACGAUUCCUACGAAGCUCAUUUUCAGUAUUUCGAUCCCUUUUUGGACGUGUGUCAAGCCGACACGGAUACAAGGAGUUUAGAAGCUUACUCCCAGCACCACCUAUCAGCCGCUCUACGAACGGAUCCCGAUAACAAUUCCGGAGAAUUAGUGGUCACGAUACCUCCGGAAGCUUCCCAUCUAGUGGCAGAAGGCACUGCAUUGAGAGUAGGGAUCGAAUUCUCUCUGGAGAAUCCCCAAGGGGGAAUACAUUUCGUCGUACCGCAGAAGGAGGGAACCUACGCGGAGAGAGGCGUCCAUUUGUUCACCUACGGCCACCAAAAUUCGUCGAGAUUGUGGUUCCCUUGCGUGGAUAGCUUCGCGGAAACGUGCACAUGGAAAUUGGAAUUUACAGUAGACGAAAAACUAACGGCCAUAUCGAACGGAGACCUCAUCGAGGUGGUUUUCACUCCGGAUAUGCGCAGGAAAACCUAUCACUAUACCCUGAACGUGCCUACGUGCGCCCCUAAUAUAUCGCUAGCCGUGGGGCCUUUCGAAAUCUACGUGGAUCCUUACAUGCACGAAGUCACCCACUUCUGCCUACCGAGUUUACUACCCUUAUUGAAAGUUACCACUAGAUAUAUGCACGAGGCUUUCGAAUUCUACGAGGAAACCCUGUCGAAUAGAUACCCAUAUUCUUGCUACAAACAAGUGUUUGUCGAUGAGACCCACGAAGAUUACAGAUCGUACGCUACGAUGAGCAUAUUAAGCGUGAAUUUGUUGCAUUCGGCUGUUAUUGUUGAUCAAGUGUAUACCACACGUAGAGUUAUGGCCCAAGCGAUAGCCGAGCAAUUUUUCGGUUGCUUUAUAUCCAUGCAAAACUGGUCGGAUAUGUGGUUAAACAAAGGUAUAAGUCAAUAUUUGUGCGGGUUGUACUGUAAAAAGAGCUUCGGAAACAACGAGUACAGGGAAUGGGUGCAAAGUACAUUGUUCGAUGUCGUUAAAUACGAAGAAGAGUUCGGAGGAAUCGUUUUAGAUCCUAGUCAACCUCCCGCCCCUUUACCAGUCGGUUCUUCGGUCGCGCAAAACACGCAAAAAACCAACGAAGAAAAAUUCUAUUUUUCCAUAAGAAAUCUACACACGAUGUCUCCCAUGUACAUCGAGGCCUCUUACAAGAAAGCGCUGUUGGUUUUGAGAAUGUUGGAACACAGAAUCGGAUUAGAAUUACUGCUACAGGUUUUCAACAAACAACUGUCUUUGGCGACGAACGCGGCUCAACAGAAAAUCGGCAGCGGCUUGUGGGGACACAUGUUAAUCAGCACAAACGUUUUCACUAAAGCCAUUUUCACCGUAACAGGCAAAGAUAUGGCGGUAUUUAUAGACCAAUGGGUCAGGACCGGCGGGCACGCCAAAUUCCAUCUAACAUCAGUAUUCAACAGAAAAAGAAAUACUAUUGAAUUGGAAAUCAGACAAGACGCGACCACUUCGUUGGGAAUCAGAAAGUACGUGGGACCCCUUCUGGUGACCCUGCAGGAAUUAGACGGCACGUUCAAGCACAAUUUACAAAUCGAAAAUACCGUUGUUAAAGCCGAUAUAACCUGUCAUUCGAAGAGCAGACGGAACAAGAAGAAAAAGAUUCCUCUGUGCACGGGCGAAGAGGUCGAUAUGGAUCUCAGCGCGAUGGACGAUUCUCCGGUGCUUUGGAUCCGUCUGGAUCCGGAGAUGACGCUGCUGCGAUCGGUCGUGAUAGAACAACCGGACUACCAAUGGCAGUACCAGCUGAGGCACGAACGCGACGUCACCGCUCAAAUCGAGGCGAUCCUGGCGCUGGAACGGUACCCGACGCCGCCCACCCGUCUCGCCCUCACCGAUACCAUCGAGAACGAGCAGUGCUAUUACAAAGUGCGCUGCAGGGCCGCCCAUUGCUUGACUAAGGUGGCGAACGCGAUGGUAGCGAAUUGGGCCGGUCCGCCCGCCAUGCUGGCCAUAUUCCGCAAGUUCUUCGGCUCCUUCGCCGCCCCGCACAUAAUACGCCAGAAUAAUUUCCAGAAUUUCCAGCACUACUAUCUGCAGAAAACGAUACCGCUGGCGAUGGCGGGGCUGAGGAAUUCGCACGGCAUUUGCCCGCCGGAGGUCGUCCGGUUUCUCUUAGAUCUCUUCAAAUACAACGACAAUUCGAAGAACCGGCAUUCGGAUAACUACUACAGGGCCUCGUUGGUCGAGGCCUUGGGCCAUACGGUUACGCCGGUGGUGUCCGUUGUGGCGCAGGGGACUCCCAUCACGGCGGAGAACCUCAGCGCCGAUACCAAGUUGAUUUUGGAGGAAAUCACCAGGCUGUUGAAUCUGGAGAAAGCCUUGCCCUGUUAUAAAUACACGGUCUCCGUGGCUUGCUUGAAAGCCAUCAGGAAAUUGCAAAAGUUCGGUCAUUUACCUAGCAGGCCGACGUUGUUUAAGAGUUAUUCGGCCUACGGGCAUUUCAUAGACGUGCGUUUGGCGGCCCUCGAAUGUCUGAUAGAUUUCGUCAAAAACGACGGGAAAUACGAAGAUUUACAAUUCGUCUUGGACAUAGUAGAAAACGAUCCCGAUCCGGGAUUAAAGCACAAACUAGCCGGUUUGUUGAUUAAAAACCCUCCGUUCAAACGAGCCCACAGAAGCAGAUUGGACGUGCCCGACCUCAUCGAACGUAUAUGGAUCGAUAUAAACUGUUUGUUAUCGCACGAUACGAGGCUCCGCUGCGACCUGGUGGACUUCUACUACGUCCUCUUCGGCACCAAACGGCCCGUUUGCCUGCCCAUCAACAUGGGCGACAUCCUGAAUCCCGUCAAGCAGGAGAAAACCAAGGACAAACCGAAGCUGCCGCCCAUACCGAAAAUCGCGCCGCCUCCCGUCGAUCGUUUCGAAACUCGAACACCCUCGCCCGCCCCCAAAGAUGCCGCCCCGCAAACCGUCAUCAUGGAACCCGUCGAUAUGGACAUUGAAGUAGUAGCCAGCGAUGAUAAAAUCAUCAAGGAGGAGGACCUGAUGGAGAUAAAGGUGGAAUCGCCGACGAUCGCGAAGCAGGAGUACUUCUCGGACAAUUCGGUGUCCCUGCCGGGCCUGGGCCAGAGCGGCCCCGUCGGCUUCGAGCCGGGGAUGUUCCGCGGCGAAGAGGAGCGCCGCAAGAGCGACUCGCCGGGCAAGGCGAAGAAGAAGAAAAAGGACAAGAAGAGGCACAAGCACAAGCAUAAGCACAAGCACGAGCACAGGCACAAGGAGAAGAGGGACGCGAAGGAUUCGAGCAAGGCGAAAUCGAAGGAGGACACGUUGAGCUCGAUGAGUUCGACGCCCAGUCCCAAUCCGUUGUCUUUGGGCGGGGCUGAGACUAUUUAG